This is a messenger RNA of Papilio polytes (common Mormon), 1205 nucleotides long. RefSeq names its product pyrimidodiazepine synthase-like (gene GSTo3). The record is from RefSeq and is a predicted model, not a curated record. The transcript is spliced from 6 exons. The coding region runs from base 373 to 1095 and encodes 240 amino acids. Gene Ontology annotation, molecular function: glutathione transferase activity; glutathione dehydrogenase (ascorbate) activity. Gene Ontology annotation, cellular component: cytoplasm. NCBI's taxonomy places the organism in Eukaryota, Metazoa, Arthropoda, Insecta, Lepidoptera, Papilionidae. Gene Ontology annotation, biological process: glutathione metabolic process.
AAUUAAGUAAUGACACAUGAAGAGGACGAAACGCAUUCAUUUUUUUUAAAUUAGUGGGUAAAUUCAUAAUCGAAGUUGAACAUUGAUGUCAAAAUGCCGGCGGCCUUAACCAGAUAACGCUACUAAAUUAAGAAGCGCACAGAUAGUAUGUUUAUAAUCGGAUUGUUUAUCUCUUUUUACUUUCGUCGUGUUAUUCGAUAAUCGGGUCGCGAAUGAUGUCAUACUAAAACCAAGCUUAUUUUAAAUGUGACGUAGUGUUACACCUAUUUGCAAGCCGUGUCACGGACGUAGUAGUCGUGUGCUGGAAAAAAUAACCUUUUUACAUACGUUUAAGUGAUUUUCAACAGAAAGGAUCGAGGAUAACAUAAUAUAAUGUCGUUCUAUCAACACAAAACGGCAGGCUUCAACGCGCCGCCACCUCUCAACAACCAAAUGCGUCUUUACCACGUCGACAUGAACCCAUACGGGCAUCGAGUAAUGCUCAUUCUCGAAGCUAAAAAGGCUAAAUACGAAGUCUACCAAUUGGAUCCAUUGCAUUUACCCGAAUGGUUCAGAGAAAAGAACCCGAGAUUGAAAAUUCCCGUUCUAGAGAUACCAACAGACCAAGGGGAUAAAUAUUUAUUUGAGAGCGUAGUUAUAUGUGACUAUUUAGACGAGAGGUUUCCAAGGAACCCUCUGCAUUCCAAAGACCCUUACAUAAAGGCGCAAGAUCGAUUACUUAUAGAAAGGUUUAAUGAGCUCAUUAAAGGAAGCUUAGAAUGUUUUGACACAAACUUCGCAUUCGGCAGCGAACAGAUAAUACAAACAUUAGACGUAUUUGAGAAAGAGUUGGCUGCAAGAGGUAGUAAUUACUUCGGGGGCCAGCGGCCCGGCAUGCUGGACUACAUGAUCUGGCCGUGGGUAGAGCGCCUCUACCUACUGCGCUGCGUCAACGAACACAAGUUCGAUGAGAAAAGACCCAUGUUCCCUAACUUUGCGGAUUGGGGAGACCAGAUGCAGCUAGAUGACGUCGUGAAGAAGCAGUCAAGGUCACCUUCAGAAUACUUCGAUUAUUACAGAAACGCUAGAGCACAUUCGAUGGGAUAUUAUCUUUAAAUUUGUACAAUCUCCAUUGAUUGUCAUAUACGUUCAAUUUUAACUGAAGUCAAAAUUUAAAUAACAUUCGUGUUACCUCCCCUGCCUUAUCCUACUCCUGUAGACGCAAC